Molecule: messenger RNA, 960 nt
Organism: Eimeria tenella
Lineage: Eukaryota; Apicomplexa; Conoidasida; Eucoccidiorida; Eimeriidae
Exons: 1
Coding region: 1-960 (319 amino acids)
Source: RefSeq, a predicted model, not a curated record
AUGAGCGGCGCUGCAGCGAUGCGGGGGGCCCUCGAACAGGAGGAGGGCGGGGCCCCCCUGAGGCUCUUCCUCGCCGCGAACGGCGUGGGGGCCCCCCGCUCCUCGGAGGCCGAGAAGCAGGGCCCCAUCCGCCCCGCGUUCGCCACCUCGCCCGCGCCCGGGCUCGUGCGCAGCUACUCCACAGCAGACCCCACCAACGACGCCUUCACUGUGUCCCACGAGCUGGACUUCGAUGACUGGGUGACCACGGUGCUGGGGACUUUGCAGCUGCUGGUGUCUUCUUCCGUGGUGGCUCUUGGGGUUUAUUUGCUGUUCACUUGCCCCGAAAUGGCCCGAGAGGCGCCGCUCUUGUUUUGCUUCGUGGCCUUCUCGCUGUCAGCAGAGCUCGCGCUGCUGCUGCUGGUUUUGCUGCUGAUGCUGGCCGUGCGGCUGCUGUGCGGCGCCGCCCGCGCCGAAUACACCUCCGCCGUCUGCGGGAUCUUCCACAGAACUAUGGAAGGAGUUAUUUAUUUUCUUUGCGUGGGCUUCGGGGGGUCUUUGUUGGUGCUGCUUGCCACCGGGGACCCGCAGGACCCGUGGGUUCGAUACCUGGGGAAGCGCCGGGUGUUCGUGUGGGCGUUCGUGGGGCUCGAAGUGGCACUUUGUCUGCUGUAUUGCCUCCAAACUAUUCCCACUCUUUACGGAAUAUGCAAAUUUGUGUCUCACAAACUUUAUUUGAAAGUCACUGGCAGAGAAGAACACGAGUUCCAGAGGCCUGACGUCUCUCUCACCUACGCGCGCCUCGCUGACUAUGACUACUCGCUGCGGCACAUGCACAACCCUGCUGCUGCUGCUGCUGCUGCUGCUGCUGCUGCAGCAACCGACACUUCAAGGAUGUACGUACACUCCACGGAGCCAGACACUCCCGGGGCUGCACAGGCGAGCGAGAGAGAGCAGGCCCUCUUGGAUCAGAAUAUCUAA